AUGAACAGCAAUUGGAUAUACGAGGAAUCAGGAGAAGUUCAGGAGAUUGAAAAACUGUGCUGGUUGGUAGGUACCAAGCUUGCUGUUUGGAGGGUCGAAACGCGCUUGGCCCUUUGUAUUGGCCCGAGGCGAGUCAGCACGCACUGUGGCACGAUUCGGUUCCCCAAGGGUGGAUCUGAUGAAAAGUCUGCUUACCCAGAAUACCCAGGUAGGCUGCAUUGUACAACUAAAAGCAGCCCGGGGGGGAGGGGGGGUGGUGGUGGUGAUGAUGAUGAUGAUGAUGAUGAUGAUGAUGAAGCUGACGAUGACGAUGAUGGAGAAGGGGAUAUGCUACUAAGCAGCUAG
Messenger RNA from Paracoccidioides brasiliensis Pb18, 345 nucleotides. RefSeq lists its product as uncharacterized. The record is from RefSeq and is a predicted model, not a curated record. The transcript is spliced from 2 exons. The coding region runs from base 1 to 345 and encodes 114 amino acids.